Molecule: messenger RNA, 6052 nt
Organism: Cygnus olor (mute swan)
Lineage: Eukaryota; Metazoa; Chordata; Aves; Anseriformes; Anatidae
Gene: ARVCF
Product: ARVCF delta catenin family member
Exons: 21
Coding region: 350-3274 (974 amino acids)
Biological process (GO): cell-cell adhesion; cell-cell junction assembly
Cellular component (GO): plasma membrane; cytoplasm; nucleus
Molecular function (GO): cadherin binding
Source: RefSeq, a predicted model, not a curated record
GCCCAGCGGUUGCCGAGUGUUUUAUUGAAGAGUUCUUUUUUUUUUUUUUUUUUUUUUUUGGUACACCCGCCUCCCCGUGAUACCGCGAAGCCGGCAGAGGCAAGGAAAAUAGGUUGAAGACAGAGGAAUAGGAGAAGACGGAGGAGAUGGGAUAUCCAUAACUUUGAGUUCUGCUUUAUGAAAGAGGGAAGGGGCCUAACGACUCUACUGAAAGGGUGUUGGUUCUGCUUGAGGCUGCUGUCCUACUUUGUCAAUACUUUUCUAGUCUUAGCGGGUGAUGUCACAGCAUCUUUGACAUUCAGACCCCAGUAAUCCACUAGUUAACAGGCAGGAGCAUUUGAAAACAAUCAUGGAUGACUAUGAUAUCAGGUCUGCUGCCAGCAUUUUAGCAUCUGUUAAGGAGCAAGAAGCUCGUUUCGAGCGGCUUACCCGGGCACUUGAGGAAGAGCGGCGCAAUGUCUCCUUGCAACUUGAGCGUGCCAAUCAGCCAGCAGACCGAAUGAGCAUUUGCAACAUUGGCAAUGGUCAGCCACUGGCAACCGCCUGGCAGCAGCUUGUCCUGCAGAUGAAGGACCUAGCUUGUACUUCUGACUCCUAUGUGCAUGAACAAAGCCCCAGCAACCAGACAUCAAUUACAAUGAUGCAAGAACCUCAGGAAAUGGUGGAAGAAACAGUUACUGUGGAGGAAGACCCAGGCACUCCGACUUCCCAUGUGUCAAUUGUCACUUCUGAAGAUGGAACUACAAGGAGAACUGAAACCAAGGUUACCAAAAUGGUCAAAACAGUCACCACCAGAACAGUACGUCAGGUCCCGCUUGGACCCGAUGGCCUGCCGUCAAUGGAUGGCUCGUCUCCCAUGGGCAGCUACACAGAUUCAAUCGACAGAAGGUACAUGAAGAACGGGGAGCGGUACAUCACGCCACAAGCAUCGUCCACGUUAACCAGAUCUUACAACAGCUACAACGAUUCUUACCCUGACAGCCACGAAGGCCAGUAUCGCCCUUAUAUCACUCACGAUGGCUAUGGAGAUCUAUCAGACAACUACGGCAGCUUGUCCCGUGGUGUCAACUACCGUCCUCGUUACGCCUACGUGCCGGGAAACAGUUACCGGCCAGACGAUGGUAGCUUCACUUUGCCAAGCAGAAGGGAUAACUACGGACCGGUUGCCCAGCCUCAGGUGCCAGUGGGCAGCAACGUUGACUUGAACCGCUCUCAGCCAGAACGCUUCCAGCCGGAACCCUAUGGACUGGAGGAUGAUAACCGCAGCCUUGGAGUAGAUGAUGAAGGAUAUGAACUGGAUCCUGAUUAUUCUACUGUGAACCGAAGGACAUCUGCAGGAGUGUCAGAGAGAGGAAGACCUCAUAAAGGAAGGGGCUACGAUGACCCCAUCGAGACAGAGAUGGUUGAAGAAAGGAUCCCUUACCUUCAUGGUGGCUACGCAGCACCGCUGGCACAGCCAGAGAGAGGAAGCAUGGCUAGUAUUGACCGCCUGGGGAAGCGCUCACCCUCUAUUGACAGCAUUCGUAAAGACCCCAGGUGGAGGGACCCUGACCUCCCUGAAGUCAUCGCCAUGCUCAGCCACCCUAUUGAUCCAGUCAAGUCUAACGCCGCGGCUUACUUGCAGCACCUGUGCUAUGAGAAUGACAAAAUCAAAAAGGACGUGAGGCACCUUAAAGGGAUACCCAUCUUGGUGGGCCUACUCGACCAUCCGAAGCCAGAGGUCCAUCGUAAGGCCUGUGGGGCUCUCAGAAACAUCUCCUACGGGAAGGAUAAUGAAAACAAGGUGGCUAUAAAGAACUGUGAUGGCAUCCCCGCUUUGAUCAGACUUUUGCGAAAAACAAAUGACAUGGAAGUCAGAGAGCUGAUUACAGGCACCCUAUGGAACUUGUCUUCCUACGAGCCCCUGAAGAUGGUCAUCAUCAACCACGGCCUGCAGACGCUCACCAACGAGGUGAUUAUACCCCACUCGGGCUGGGAGAGUGAGCCGAACGAGGACUCGAAGCCUCGCGAUGCUGAGUGGACGACUGUCUUCAAGAACACUUCUGGUUGUUUACGGAACGUAAGUUCAGAUGGAGCAGAAGCACGCAGAAGACUAAGAGAGUGUGACGGCUUGGUGGAUGCCCUCCUUCAUGCCCUACAAUCUGCAGUUGGCAAGAAGGAUACGGACAAUAAGUCCGUGGAGAACUGCGUGUGCAUCAUGCGGAAUCUUUCCUAUCACGUCCACAAAGAAGUCCCCGGAGCUGAUAAGUAUCAAGAACUAGAUGCCAGUCAGACUACGAGCACAGGCGGCUCUCAGAAAAAGAAGAAAGAUGAUGCUGGUUGUUUUGGUGGAAAAAAAGCUAAAGAGGAAUGGUUCAAUCAAGGAAAGAAGAAUGGAGAUUUGGACAGGAAUUUUGAUACACUUGAUUUGCCUAAGCGGUCUGAAACAGCAAAAGGCUUUGAAUUACUGUACCAGCCAGAUGUGGUCCGCCUGUACCUCUCCAUCCUCACCGAAAGUCAGAACUUCAACACUCUGGAAGCUGCAGCGGGGGCUUUGCAGAACCUCAGUGCUGGCAACUGGAUGUGGUCCACGUACAUCCGUGCAACAGUGCGGAAGGAGAGAGGCUUACCAGUGCUUGUGGAGCUGCUCCAGUCUGACUCCGACAAGGUUGUAAGGGCUGUGUCAAUUGCUCUGAGAAAUCUUUCUAUGGAUCGCCGCAAUAAAGAUCUUAUAGGUAGUUAUGCCAUGGGUGAGCUGGUAAGAAAUUUGCCCAGCAGGCAGCAGAGAUCCGCAAAGAACCUGGAAGAGGAUACAGUGGUUGCGGUGUUGAAUACGAUCCAUGAAAUCAUUACUGACAGCUCAGAAAAUGCAAGGUCUCUGAUCCAGACACAGGGCAUUCAGAAGCUGGUAGCUAUCAGCAAGUCAAGCCAGUCUCCUAGAGAAACAAAAGCAGCAUCUCACGUUCUUCAGAUGAUCUGGAGUUACAAAGAACUACGAAAUGCCUUGCAAAAGGAUGGUUGGAACAAAUCACACUUCCAGUCUGUUUCUGCAACUCCGAAGGGUUCCAAGGGUACUGCUGGCAGGUCUGCCUAUGACGACAGCACUUUGCCUCUGGUGGAUAAAAGUCAAGAUAACGAGAAGGCUGGGAGUCGUGAUAUGAUACCUAUGGAUGAACUUGGCCCAGAUGGGUACUCCACCAUUGAUCACCGGGACAAGGAGCGCAAGUACAAGACCAGCGAUAACACAGGAGAUGCCUCAGAGAAAGAACCUUUAAAAACUCAUUAUAAGGACUAGCCUGAGACUUAAGGAAAACUGUAUCCUUGACUGUUCAUGGAUGUCCCCCGAGGUUCCCAUGAAUUACACAGCCCUGCCCGCCUGCUGGAAAGCUGCUGCCUGUACAGUUACUUUGCAAGGCGAGAUGAAUUUGGUUACACAAGAACCAUUUAGCCACAACUCCCACUUCCCAAUUCUUUUUUGUUGUUGUUAUUUAAAAAAAAAAAAAAAAAGGGCACCUUUUUGUCACUUUCUAGCCCUCUGCCUUUGCCAUGUGCCCAGUUCCUCAGUAAUGUCACUAGCCCUUCUUUACUCCUGCUGCUGCUCAUCUGUCUCCCCCCAUCUUACUAGGCAGCCCUCUGCCCUGGUUGUAUCUUCCAUCACUCUGUCAGUGGAGAUGCGAUGUUCCAUUUGGAGCAGCAGGUUUUGUGCCCCUGGCUAUGACUAAAGGAAUACCAAAGUGACAGUUGUGAAGGCGCUGGGCAACUUUCCCAACAGAGUAUACAAACAGGCCUUUAAGGCCUACAUUCCAAAAUGUGAAGCAUCAUCCACCCCCACAAUUGUACGUGGAAAUGACUCGCGUUAGUGCAAGUACGUUCUGGAGCUUUGCUUCUGGGGUUCCACCCCUUCUUCUUUUAAGAGUCUAGUAAAAGUGCUGUGUGUUUGCAUCUUGUUUCUGUUCCUGGGUUGGAAGCACCUAGCCAAAGCAGUCUUGCAACACCACCAGGUACCCUUGUGUAGCUAGGAGCAGACCCAGCACUGCUGGCUUCCCGCAGCUGGUCAGUGCUGUGUGCUCAGCCUUGUGGGCCCAGCCAAAUCUAUGUGUGUAUAGUGCCUGUGCAAUUCUACUCCUGUGUUCUUCCUCUUAGCAGUGAAGGUGUAUGGGUGGAACUUUGACAAACAAAGUCUGUGCUCGUUUUCUCCCAGUCAUACCCUUCAACAAACCCAUAUAUUGGGGAUAGAUUGGCAUUUCCAGCCAUUGUUCUACCACUGGGUGAUGGAGAUCACCAAUGUCAUGUUACUUGUUGGUAUUAAUCAGUUCUGACUUUAUUUUGCAGGGCUAGAGUCCAACCACAUUUUUUUUUAAUUGAGGGGGAGGAAAAAAAAACACUGAAUUGACACAGAGGAUUUCAUCAGUCACCACUGCCAUUCAGAUCUGGAGGGCGCUGCAUCACUGACAAGGCCGCAGAUUCUAGGAGGAUGCGGGGAGAAAACACAACUGACUGCCAUUGCCAACCCCAGAGCACCAUGCCUUACAGCGAGAUGAAUUUGCUUUUUAAAUCAGUUCUAUUCCCACCAGACAUAGCCGCCUCCCCCCUCCCUCCCGCUCCUGCAAGAAGAAAGCAUGCAAGAAGAGAGAAUCCAAGCUUCCAUCUAGCUGCCUGCACUCUUAGGUGACUCUUAUGUGUGGAUGGUGUCGAGUAUGAGAAAUGAAGGUCAUGCAGCAGCAGAGGACAGCUUCACAAGCGAAAGAGAAACUGCAGAAUAUUUGAAAUAAUAUCAUAGGUGUAGUCAUGAAGAUAAUAGCACUUUUCUGCUUUGGGUCUCAUUGUUUUGUUUUAUUUUUGUUUUGGGGGAUUUAUUUGAACUGUGAAUCUAACAUUUUUUAAGAGUUUUUGAAAAAUGUUGAGGUUUUCUUCAUUAUUUCCACAGGAAGUGCAGGAAUGUUGAGUUGGAUUUAUUGAAUUUCAAUGAAGAGAGAAAAUACAGAACAAAAACUAUUAAAUGCUGGUCAAAGGAACUGGAGAGUAGAUAAAAUUGAUGCAAGCUGUAUAAUCUGCUUUUAGAGUAAGCUAUAUCAAUCACAGUGCUAUAUUAUCGUUAUAAUCUGGUGUACAAUACUUCUGCCUUUUGAAUUCUGUAAUGGCUCUGUUUUUAUUUCCACAUACGGAAAACAGUUCAUUGAAGGUUUCAGCGUCCCCGGUUCAGAAAUCUAUGCUGAGAAGUGGAGUUGGCUGACUUUUUAUUUUCUUGUUCUCAAAGGUUGCAGUAAGGAGCUUAUACAUUUUAAAUGUUGCAUUGAUAACAAUUAACAAUUUCUUUUGCCAUAGCUCUUAACACAUUGGAAGAAGUAGGAGCUUCUUUGCGGGGUUAUUUUGAGCAUGCUAUAAGUUUUAGAUGGGUCUGUCACUUACAUUUGGUAGUAAAUUUAUCACUGUUGGAUCCAUGUUUGCUUUGGGCUGUGGAUCCUGAUGAAAAAUGCCACAAAGGGAACUGGUUUGGCGUUUAAGUCAUCAUGAUUUCUGUGUUCCUUUGGUUUUGUUUUGAGAUUACAUAUUUUAGUUGGUAUGAAAAUCAUCAUGUGCAAAAGUUCUCCUCUUAGAUGCCAUGGCAUGCUCUGGACAGGGAGGAAUUUUUACCUCAUGAGAACAUACGCUGCAUGUACCAUAUCUGGUAAUACAACGAACUAGGUGACUUCAGAUCACUGAUUUUUCUCCAGGCAUUGGUCAAGGGAGGGCAGCAAAAGAGAGUAAGAACCAAGUGUCUCACUAGUAGCAUCAGAGGACUUUUGCUGGUUUUGAUUGGUUGCCGCUGUUCUUGUAUGCCACACUUAAUUCUAAACAAGCUCCUAAAAAUGGUGCAACUGGAAAGCACAUUUUUGAACCUAGCAAACAUCAUUUGGGGUUUUCAGUGCCUGCUGUUUCCUUUGUAAUUAAAAAGGAGAAAUAUUCAACAACCGUGCGUCACCCAAAAUAUUACUGUAAUAAUUAAUGUCUGAAGCUUUUGUAAAAAAAAAAAAAAAAAAAGGGAAAAAAAAAGCAAGUACCAAGAGCUUUGUAUCUUCUUGAGUAUAUUAAA